Molecule: messenger RNA, 1950 nt
Organism: Cotesia congregata
Lineage: Eukaryota; Metazoa; Arthropoda; Insecta; Hymenoptera; Braconidae
Source: the annotation of a GenBank genome assembly
AUGACGAGCCUUUUUUCAUAUGAAGGUCACCAAUUUAAUUUAGACGGACGUUACAACGUUAACGGUAACCAACGUUACCGUUGUUUGUAUUUUGAUAGCGUUCGUCGAUGUCCAGUUAAAUUAUGGCGAUUGACUAAUGGUCGCAUGUUACAAAUAGGCCAGCACAACCAUAUCGUUCAUCAGAUUCAACCUGAUCAACCUCCUGAAAGAAGACCUGCCCCGAGAGUACGUAAUACUAAUCGGCGGCAACCAGCCCGCCGUCAAUCGCUUCCUCCAACACCUUCAACCUUUGAGGAACUAGAAGAAAUUCUGUUGGUUUUACGUGCUGCUGAUGAUAUAUAUCAAGGUCAUGUAAAAGACAAUUCUUCAAUGGCAUAUAUAUUCAGCACUGAUCGCAGUUUGAAACUGCUCAGUGAAUCUUCCGAGUGGCAUAUCAAUAUAUGCUUCCAGUGUGCGCCACUCAUGCCCCAGUGCAGUUUUUUGUUAACUAUUUUAGUGCGGCGAGAAAAUUUGGGUGUUCCUGUUUUUUUCGCAUUAUGUAAUGAAAACACUUCAAAAUUAUUUGGGUUAAUCUGGGCGUGGAUUCUUGAAAAAGUUCCGGAUACACGGAACAAUCUGAAAUAUACGAUUUCCGAUGUCGACAGAUCUCUCUUAUCAUCGAUAAAGUUAUGGCUGCCAUUUGCGGAACGCAAUGGCUCUUGGAUAAAUGCAGCCAGAGCUCUGGCGGAUAAAUGGCGCUCAUUACAAUUGCCCAAUCGCGACAAACCGCUCAGUAUAAUUCUGAAUUCAAGUUGGGCAAUUUCAUUUGUUCCUGAAGAGAAAUUAAAUGAGGCUAUCGACAUAUUAGCCAACAUGCUUGAUGCUCAUGACAAUGGCACACAAAAUUUCACGCAAUUUCGACAAUUUCUUGUAAGAGAAUACUUACCAGUGGCUAAUUAUUUAUCUAUCUGGGGCAAACCCUGGAAAGCUGCAAGUUUUACUGAAACUUAUUACAAUAAAUUGCUUCAUCAUUUUGGGGAGGAGCAUCCAACGAUAUUUCAUUUAAUACCCAAACUUUCAACUCUUAUCGGAACUGAAGUAAACAGUAGCUGGACCCCCCGAGCUAGAAGAAGCAAUUCAGAUCACUACGUCUUCGAAACUGCGACUGUUCUAUCGAGUAGACUGCAUGGUGGACAAUGCUCACUUUUGGAUUAUUUGAAGAUUAUCGGCUUUACCCGCAAAGAAAUUCGAACAACUUUAGACGUUGCUGUGGACCGGCAAAGAUAUCUUUAUCAAAAUUUGGCACAAUUCGAGCAUCGGUUAGACCUUUUGGGCAGCAGGAACUUUGUCAACCGAGCACCAGAGCCAGAACCCGCGGAAGUUGAAGAUGAACUCGUGGAAACCGAAGAUCAACCCGCUGCAGUAGAAGAUGAACCGAUAGAAAUUGAAGAAGAUCGGCCAGAGGAGAUCGAAGAUCAACCUGCGGAACCCCGAAGUGAAAAUGAUGAUGAUAAUAUUUACUAUCGUGGAGAGAUACAGCUUCUUGAUGAACCGGAGCAGCUUCCAUGGAUAAAUUCUUCAACUCAAGGGAUGGAAUUUAAUGACGAGGAAGCUGAUGACUUCGUGCUUGCCUGUGUUGCCUGCCGUAUAAAUCGGCCGAAGGCGGCAUUCAGUCCAUGCGGACACAGCUGCUUGUGCUUAGAGUGCAACUUGUCAAAUGCUGAUAAUAUUCGAUCCCACACUUCAAGACAAGUAAUUCAUCGGCAACGACCUCGUUACCGUCCUCCUAUUCCACAAAAUUUUAAAGAUCUAGGUGAAACACUAACAGUUUACCGUAUGGUAUCCAAUAUUUAUCAGCAUGAAGUUAUUGCUGAAGAUGGAUCAAUUGCUCAAAUUUUUGGUAGCAAUAACAUGUUACAAAGACUCGGUGAAAGCUCAACUCUUUUGAACCUAGAAGAAGCUUCACGCUGA